AUGGGCCCCUCUGUAAAAAAACGCAGUCAAAUAAAAUCCGAGGGUCCCUUGAUGAAUAAAAGCAGAGCUUUCAGAAGAGAAAAUGGAGUGCCAAUAAUGUAAUCAAAAUACCACUAAACUCGAAAAAAAUAACAAAGUUCGCAGAAGAUGUAAAUCCAAUUCAAAUUUUAUAUUGAUUAAGCUGACAUUAUGGAAAGUCUCCCUCUCUCUCUCUCUCUCUCUCUCUCUCUCUCUCUCUCUCUCUUUCUGUAUAUAUAUAUUAUAUAUAAACAUACAUAUAUCUGAACUAUAUGAUCGCUUCCUCACACUGUUUUAAUGAGAAGGUAGCUGCUUUUUUGGUCCAAUAAAUCUUCACAGGUGCACAAAUCUUGAUUGUGAUCUGCAUAUUUCGCUUGAAAUUGAACUCCAAAUUGCAGCCUAGUGCUUUUAUCAAUAUGAGUAUACCAUGAUCAUUGGAAAUGCAGAAGAGUUGACAUUAAAGCGUUAUUGGCAUCAUUUGCGGUAGACAUAGCAUCGCAACCUAAAGAGAUCAAAGUUUGCACAUAAAUGGCAAUAGUCUUGACGUUAAAGUGGAAGAAAACGAUUAACUGAUACGGGUUCUAAUAUCUUGAUAUAUUCAAAACAUGAACUUGUAAUGAACAGCGGCAAGGCAUUUUAAGGAUACUUAAUUAAAUCUACCUUAUGUUGGAUAAGCAUUUUGAAACCUGGUUUAUAAGAUCACUUACACGCUGUGAUUGACUGCGGCUUCGAAUGAGAGAGGCACGCCGAGCAUCCUCUUCUUGCUGCAGUGACCAUGGUAUACUAGCAUCAAUCUGCAUGAGAACAAGGGUUCCAGUCAGAGAUAUUUUGCGCCCCUGCAACUAAACAAUUCCUAGAAUGGACUGUGAGAAUAGUCCCAACAAACAUAUCAACGAACUACCAUCACAUGAGUUAACUCAAAGGAAGAGAACAAAGUUCCUGAGAGAAGGAAACCUAACCUCGUCUGGAUCCUCAAAACCGGACGAUUCGUUGAAAAACUGCUCUUGUAGUUGACGAGCUAGCAUUUCAUCAGAUACAACUUGCUGAGCCCUUGCAUCUGACUCAGAAUUUAUGCAGCUUUCAGUGUGGUCGGUGAUACUUCUUGAUACUGGGGAAGGCAGUUCAUCAACAUCUAUGAUUGUUUCUAGGGUAGCACCGUGGUUAUCUAAAUUUUGACCCCCUUCUGAGUUACCAUUUGAAAGGUUCCAUGAUGAUUGUCGAUGAGAUACUUUCUGUUCAGUAAAUCCUGAACUAGAACAUUCACCAAGAUAAGAAUGAUUAGAGCUGGGUUUCCUUUUUCCUCUCGAGGGUCUUCGUGUGGGAAAAUGGCUUUUGCGGUCAGAAUUAAGCUCAACCGUAGCUUCAGAUGGUCCUGGAAGCAGGCUCACAUCGGAUUCACGAGGAAAAGAAGAUGAAGCAGCUGCUUUCAAAGAAUCAACACCAUGACACGGGUGCCUUGCAUUCACAUAUCUUCUAUCUUCGGAUACGUGUUCCUGGUGCUGAUCUAAUGAGUGAAAAGAAUGAUUCCUCUUUUGUGGUGAAAUUGAGGCUUCUGGAGCUAUGAGUUGGGUAAGCUCCCUUGUAUGGUUGGGUGUGCUUCUCCAACUAAUAUUGUCACUAGGACAGCAGUCGGAGGUUGAUUUUGCAUUAACAGCUCUCUCCUUAGCAGGCAGUAACAGUUCCCUUAAAAAUGAUAGCAUGAGAUCAACAAAAUCUACACUCCAAGAUAGGCAUUAAAGAAAAUAUUAAAAACAUUUAUGAUUUUACAGAGCACCCCUUGUCUGUGAAAUGAGAGCACAAAAUAGCAAGACCAAUCUUGGAGACAAGCAUCACUGCCCACGAUUCACUAUCAUCAAUGGGUAUCAAUGUUACACGAUUUUCCCCAUCAGGAAUGUCUGCCACUCGGGAUGGGAAUCUGCAGCCAGCAUGGGAUCAGAUACGCGGAUCCUUCAGGCCUUUGAGAAUUUGAAUGGUGAAUGUUACCACAUACGCUAUCAGAUCAGCUGGAUAUUCGGUAUGGGUGAUUCCUGACCUUUAAAAAAAUAGGCUUCUCUCCAACGAUUUUAAAUGCUCCCUGUCCUUAUUCAAAGUUCUGCCCUGCUGAAACUAAACACUCUGCAUUCACCAUUACCUAUUCACAAUGAUGCUCAGCACUUAGGGAACCUUUUACACAGGGCUCCAAAGAGGACCAGGGAUUCUAGAAUACCAUUGACAAAAAAGGACAACUUUGACGUUUCAGGAAAAUCCAUUGAGAUCAGCAUGCUUCAGUAUACAUCCCUAACUAUUCAAGGACAUAAUUCUCGUUAUCUGUACUGACGGUCACAGAUAGUUCAGUGAUAAGAAUGACGUCUGAUUGUAAAAAAAUUCACCGUUCACUCAUAAUUCCUAUAAAAACUUUCCCUUCUUUUGUUCUAUUAGAGCUGAAGGCAAACAUAAGCCCAGGCAUACUCAAGACCAUUUCAUUAAAGUUCUCUUGGAUAAUAAUGAUGAAAAGCAUUCACCAUACCAAUCCGACAACUCAGGUUGCAGGCACAUAGCCAUUGGUUAGAGAUGAUUUUCAUUCAGCUUCAUUGAGAGGGGAGCGUGGGGUGGACAACAAACUCAAAGGCCAUUCAUCCUCCCAGACAGAUGUUCUACCAGUGUCCAGAAAGUCAUGGACAAGGCUUCUGGAAUGUAUGCAGGUGCUCUCAGCUCUCCAUAACUUCAAAAUCUGAGCUAAGGAUUUACUAGAUCAUAAAAGGACAGUACUUUGGACGAGAUUCAUGGUCCUGCUUUAACAACAUUUGAGGAUGAACUGAUAAGACAAUGAUUCAGUAAGUCAUUGUAGUAAAGGAUGUGACAGCGAAAAUUGGAGAUAAAUAUAGCUCCUACAUUUUUCUGUUCAAUUUAGUGGUAGAAGAGACCGAUUGACAAAGGUGAUCCCACACAACCUUAUCGGUUGGGUAACAAGGCCUUCACGGAACCAAAUAAAGUUGUUUCUGGUUUUAAUGGAAAGAAUGGUCAGCGAGUAAUGAAGUUUCUAAAAAAAUAUUUUUUAUAUACUUAAAUUUGAGAAAUAUUUUAAUUUCAACAAUCGAAAAAGGUUAAAAUCAAAGGCAUAUCGCCAAACAGUAUAAUGGAAUAGUUUUUACACGAAAAUAACAUUAAAAGGAAAAGUUUGACAUGGAUGAUUUUUUCAAGAGUAUAAUUGUUAAUUGUACUAAUUGUCAGACAAGACAUCACCAUGGAUACAUGGAUAUAGAAAAAAUUCCUACCUGCUUGGCACAAAGCUGGAUUUAG
Messenger RNA from Spirodela intermedia, 3297 nucleotides. The record is from the annotation of a GenBank genome assembly. NCBI's taxonomy places the organism in Eukaryota, Viridiplantae, Streptophyta, Magnoliopsida, Alismatales, Araceae.